AUGCAAUUCAUCAAGGAUCACUGCAGCUUACCAGUUCCUCGAGUCUUUGCUUAUGAAUUCGACGAGAACAAUCCAGUGGGCACCGCUUUUAUACUGAUGGAACUUCUCCCCGGUAGCGUCGCUAUGGACGCUCUUGGCGGCUACGAAGCGAAUCGUGGUGUGAUUCCUAAAAAGCACCGACAAAAUUUCUACCGAUCUAUUGCGAAGUAUCAUGUCCAAUUAAGUUCUUUACGACUACCAAAAAUAGGGACGAUUAUCCGUAACCGCGAAGGUAGAUACGAGUGUGGUCCUUUGCCAGGACUUGGCGGUCCGUUUGACACAGCAACUGCAUUCUUCGAGGCGUGGGCCGACAGCGUCACAUUCAAGUGGGACGAAGAGACAAUUACACGUAUGAUGCAAAGAGGGCCAAUCCCAGCAGAACAGAUGGUAGCGAUCAUCCAGAAUUUCCCGGCGCAGAUCAAAGCGAUAGCUAGCCGGCUAUCUUUGUGUGACAAAGGACCAUUCCCUCUGGCCCAUGAUGACUUUCUCCACAGUAACAUCAUGGUGGACGAGAGAAAUUUCGAUGUUACGGGAAUCAUCGAUUGGGAAGGUGCUCAUACAAUUCCCUGGGAACUGAUUGCGUUCCCGGAAUUCCUUACAGCUAUGCCCGUCUCCUUCGACCUGCCUCAAAAAUACGACCGGGAUGGGCAACCAUUUGAUGAAGAACUACAAGAAAUGUGGCGAGAGCGACGAGAGUAUAUUGAAAUGGUAAAAUUAGCCGAGCUCGAAGAUAGCCUACUAUCAACUUGCCUUAGCAGCAAGAGGAACCAAGCUAUAGCUUAUUCUUAUGGAGCGUAUACUAGUGUUGGAAAGCUUGGUUUCUAUGAUCGUGUUAUGAAAGAGUUAGAGAGUGGGGAAUUAACCUCUAAUAGCAACGGCGACUCUUGA
This is a messenger RNA of Penicillium nucicola, 927 nucleotides long. RefSeq names its product phosphotransferase family protein. The transcript is spliced from 2 exons. Bases 1 to 927 code for a protein of 308 amino acids. The record is from RefSeq and is a predicted model, not a curated record. Lineage: Eukaryota; Fungi; Ascomycota; Eurotiomycetes; Eurotiales; Aspergillaceae.